This is a messenger RNA of Glarea lozoyensis ATCC 20868, 1074 nucleotides long. RefSeq lists its product as uncharacterized. Lineage: Eukaryota; Fungi; Ascomycota; Leotiomycetes; Helotiales; Helotiaceae. The record is from RefSeq and is a predicted model, not a curated record. The transcript has a single exon. Bases 1 to 1074 code for a protein of 357 amino acids.
AUGGCGCCUUCGAAAAAUCAGACGAUGUCCAGUUGGAAGCAGGCCGCGAAACUGUUCUUCUGUGUUGGCACUCCUGACGGUGAACCUUCAACCACAAUCAAAUCACCUGGAACACGUAAUGGCAAAGAUGCGGUUCUUUCGAAUUCUAGGAUCAGAAAGCCGAUAGAUCGCAGUGAUUUGACCCGCAGAAUAAAAACACAGGAGCAGCGCGAUGGCAAAGAAGGGAAUUCCUCGGUGCCAGAAAGCAAGAUAUUCUCGAGCAGCAAUGAACUUAUCAGCAACACCCAAUUCGCAGGCGAAUCUCAUAAAUUCCCCUUCAUGAGUUUACCAGUCGAGAUCCGUCUUCAAAUCUACGAUCUACUGCUCGUAAGCCGGCUUCCCGGCUCUCCGUGUGGAAUUCCAGAUGCUGUCAGGAACACUAAUCAGAUGAAGAUUUCGCUAGAUAAAUUUCACAGGCUUUGGGUUGAGACGAUGACUGCAGGUAUAGUACGAACCUGCAGAGAAGUAUACAACGAAGCGAACCCGAUACUGUACUCGCAGAAUGUCUUCCAAAUUAUCGAACCCGAACGGGUGCUUCAAUACAUCACCCAGAUCGGUCAUUCGAAUCUCAAGUCGCUCCGAUAUCUCAAUUUCUCCGUCAAGUGGGAUUCGAAGCUCUCUUCCUGGCUGGAACUUCUUCACACGUUGGCUGAGGAAGCAAGUGGAUUACGAAAGAUCGAAAUCGAAUUCGGGAUCAACUGGGACUUCCCAUUCAUGAUAUGGCCUGUCAGGGAGGAUUUCAAGGGUUACGGAGUUUCUCGUGAAUUUAUGCAUGCAUUGGGAACCAUUCAAGGAUUGGAGAAUUUGACUGUUUCGGGGUUCUGGGACGCAAGCUGGCCCGAAUACUUGCAAACGAAGAUGGGUUGUCAGGUGGAAGCCAUUGUUGGUCGUUCCCAGGACGGGCUUGAAGACGGCUUGAAUGAGUGGCAACUGGGGGCUUUACGCGCAUGUAACAAAAGGUACUCUGUUGCUUUCUGUUACUAUCAGGGGGGAGUAAAGGUUUUGUCUUCAAGUGCAGCUUAUGAUGGGCAGUAG